This is a messenger RNA of Quercus robur (English oak), 1812 nucleotides long. RefSeq names its product protein IQ-DOMAIN 22. Gene Ontology annotation, molecular function: protein binding. Lineage: Eukaryota; Viridiplantae; Streptophyta; Magnoliopsida; Fagales; Fagaceae. The coding region runs from base 142 to 1566 and encodes 474 amino acids. The record is from RefSeq and is a predicted model, not a curated record. The transcript has 4 exons.
CAAAUCCUCACACAGUUUACAAUACAAUACAAUCUCUCUCUCUCUCUAAUCUCUAUAUCAGAGCAAAUGCGACCCCAAAACCAAAAGGGAUAGCCCAAACCCACUCGGCCCUGGCCUUGCUCACCGUGGCCAGUGACCAAAAUGGGCAAAGCCUCAAAGUGGUUUCGCGGCCUCCUUGGCCUCAACAAAAAGACAGACUCACACUCCCAAACUCCCAAACCUCCCAAAGAAAAACGAAGAUGGAGCUUCGUUAAGUCAUACAGAGAAAAAGACCACUACCAAACCAAACACAACAACGACCAAACAACAACAAAAGCAGAAGCCACCUCGUACGGAAAGGUGUCGGCCUCAGAGCACGAGGAGGAUGCCAACAAGCACGCCAUCGCCGUGGCUGCUGCUACUGCCGCAGCGGCAGAGGCGGCGGUUGCUGCGGCCCACGCGGCGGCUGCGGUGGUCAGACUCACCAGCAGCGGCAGGUGCGCCACCAACACCGCCGUGGCUUACGUUAGCGGAGGCGUCCCUGAAGAGUGGGCUGCACUCAAGAUUCAAGCCGCUUUUCGAGGCAGCUUGGCUAGGAAGGCAUUGAGGGCAUUGAAAGGAUUAGUGAAGCUUCAGGCAUUGGUAAGAGGACACAUUGAAAGGAAGCGAACAGCAGAGUGGUUACAGAGGAUGCAAGCAUUGUUGCGAGCACAGGCGCGAGCGCGUGCAGGACGGUCCCAGAUUUCAGAGUCUUCACAGUCGAGUAGCAAGUCUUCUCACUUCCACCACACUGGUCCAGCAACGCCUGAAAAAUUUGAGCAUGCCAUCAGAUGCAAGAGUACCAGAUCAGAUCAAUCACCAAUGCUCACGAGAAAUGGCUCAAAAUCAAACAGAAGGCUCAUUGGCAAUCAAGAUGAAGCACGCAUAAGUUGGAAUAGGUCUGACAGUCGGAAGGACGGGUGUUCAACAAAGACGGGCACUACAGAUGAUGAAAAGAGUGAUAAGAUCCUUGAAAUCGAUAGUGGAAAACCCCACUUCACAACUAAACGCAAAAAUGUCCUCCACUCUUCUCAUCAUGUUCUCGCUUCUGACCAAUGUAGUCACAGCUUUACCACUUCAAAGGACUCAACUGCCCAUCAAACAGUUCCUAGUCCAUCUUCUUGUGAAGUCCAAUCUUUAACCCCAUUGAAUUUCUCUCACGAAGUUGAGGACAGUCCUUUCUGCACUGCUGAUAAUAGCCCACAAUUCUACUCUGCAUCAUCGAGAGGUGGAGUAUCAAAAAGUAGUCCCUUCACUCCCACAAAGAGUGAUGGCUCAAGAAGCUUCUUAAGUGGUUACUCAGACCACCCUAGCUACAUGUCUUACACUGAAUCUUCAAGGGCCAAGGUGAGAUCUCUCAGUGCUCCUAAACAAAGGCCACAUUAUGAGAGGACUAGUUCGACAAAGAGGCAUUCUAUUCAUGGAUUUGGUGAAUCAAGAUCGAGUGCACAAAGAAUCUCUAACUUGCAUGCAAACUUUGCGAAUAAAGCCUACCCGGGAUCUGGUCGCUUGGACAAGCUUGGGAUGCCAGUGGGUUAUAGAUACUAAUGUGUUUAUACUGUUUUACAUUUUUCGUCUAUCAUAGGUGCCUAAUUAUGUAUUUAGGUUAAUUUUAAACUAGGUAUCAAGUCUAAUCUACAAGAUAUGAACUACUUCAUGUGUUUAGGUUAAUUUUAAUCUAACUGAAUACUAAGAUGACUAAUGAGUAUCUUAGUGCAUGUGACUUUAACGAGCCGAGUAAUUCUUAGGAUAAUGAUUACUUGUCAAAGUAAUGAUAAAAUCUUGUGUGCCUAA